AUGCCUUGUGUGUGUUGCAAGAAACCGGCUCCAUCCGGAGAGCAUGUUGCCGUGUCGAGUCGAGCCGAUUCAGGUUCCGCGGCCCCCAAGCCGAAUCGGAUGGGAGAUCGAGGCUUUGACGAUGACAAGGCAGCCCUCCAAAAGUGGAGAGACCAACAUUUGCCGCCCAAACAACAACAACACAACAACCACCAAUCACCGGACGAGGCGAGCUCGGGCUCGGAUGCCAGUUAUGGUAUUGACGAAACCAAACAGCCAGUGAAAUUAUCUCCUCGAGCCGUCCAAGCGUGGCAAGAAAAGCGACAAGAGCGGUCACCACCACCGCCCAUGUCAGAUCCAGAAGAAGACACGACACCCACAACCACACCCACUGCAACCUUAAUCAAGCCAGCCAGUACUACAAGUGGUAGUAGCAGCAAGAGAAAAUCCCUCAAGGAAGAGUUACGAUCUCCUUACGAAUUGUCUUCGGCCAGUGGGAGCAGUCAAAGUGGUGCCGAUUCGAGAUCACAGUUGCAAUUGAUGCAUAUCCUUCGACAGAUUCAUCCCAAUGAAGAAACAACACCUCAUCGUGAUAUUAUAAGGGAUGAAGAAGUGUCCUCUCACAUCGAAGCGUCUCCGACUACUACUACAGCUGCUACUCCCAUCAUGCAUAAUCCACAACGGUCCAGUCCCACAAAACAACCACAACCACAACAGCCGAGAAUACGAAAUGACUAUGAUCAACUGGAUGCCCUGGUACAGGAAUCCAAUACACACAUCCAGCAACAGCAACAGCAGCACAGUCACAAUCAUCAUCAUAAUAAUGCUACCCACAGUCCUCCAUCAUCAUCCAACAACAGUCCUCGGAAACGUCCCAUUGUAUCACCUCCUCAGGCUCCUCCUCACCACUACCAGCCAAAAAUACAAAGACAACAUGAUCAUGAAGGUUUGAGAGACCAAAUGAUUCGAGAUGUCGUUUUGCAACAGCAACAAGGCGCUCCAUCUUACGACGACGACGAUGAUGAACGACUGCACGGUCAAGUCUUUCUCAAGGUAAAUUCGUCGCCUCGCAGUAGUCCUUCCCAUGACCACAAUCACUUUAUUUCCAACACUGAAGAACAAGAAGAAGACACGGACGAUUACUACAACAAUACCGAAACUGGUUCGGUCAGUGACAUUUUCUCCGAUCCGGCAUUGGAAGAUGUCGCGAGUUCGUUAGCCAAUGACGGCGAGUCGAGAGAACGCUAUAUUUUGGCCUGUCGCUUGUUGCGGACACGCAUUACACAACGACAUCCGCCUCCCAUUAUGCCAAUGGAGCGAGAAUUGUUGCAAGAUUUGCUCGAACGAUUCCGAUCGUCACGCAAUGGGGGAUCUGCCAUGGCAUUUGAAGCACUGUCCAACAUUUUAGCGCAACAACAAGAAGAGGAGGAAUCGCGGUCGUCGUAUCCAUCCAUUCUAGACUUGGAUGGGAGUCACGACAGCAGUAGGGAUGGAGUAUACUCCGUGGCGAGUAUCCGGGAAGAAGAGGAAGGCUUCAAUACGGUGUUACGGAGGCGGUCUUCGUCUUCGUGGAGAGACGAAAAGAAUCCCAAAGCACUCCCGCAGUUGUUGGAAGUCGAACACGAAGAUGACACGACGACAGCCGCAAGCCGACAAUCAGCAGCAGCAAGUCCCAUUGUUCGAUUGGAUGGAUGGAAUAAUGCGGAGCGGGAAAAACCGAAUCAUCAGCAAUAUCCAUUUGUCAUUAUGGGAUUUGACGAGGAUACUCCUACCGCAUCGAGGGUCUUGUCGCCAGCUAUUAUGGAGGCAAUGAGAGGGUUCCUCCCGUAUUCCAUCAGCGAGGACAACUUUUGGCUCAAAUUUAGCUUGGUACGAGAUGGAGCAUCUCUGCGCGUGCUCUUGCGCUCCAUCAUGCCUUGCACACAUACCGUCAUUUGCGUCGAAACGAACGAUGGGGAUGUCUUUGGGUCGUUCUGUUCCACUCCAUGGAAGAAUAAUGGAGACGCGCAAAAAUGGUUCGGAACGGGAGAGAGCUUUUUGUGGAAGUUGAAACAAUCGCGAUACGUGCCGGAACACUUUGCUUUUGAUGCCAGCCAGCGGAUGCACGAAAUGGAAGUGUAUCCCUACACGGGUCACGACGAUAUGGUCCAGUAUUGCACAUCCACCACCCUGGCUGUGGGAGGCGGUAGUUGGAACGAUGCCGUAUGUCCCUAUCCUGGAGAACCGACAGGUAUUGGUCUGCUCCUCGACGGUGACUUGGAAGGAGGAGAGACGAAUUCCUGUGCGACGUUUGCCAAUCCACGCUUGACGCGCAAUAACAACAACAAAACGACCGUAUCGAAUGAGUUUACGAUUGCCAAUCUCGAGGUUUGGACGUUGACUCCGCACGCCACCAUUCACCUUGCCGAACAACUGGAGCGACAAAAGUACUUUAUUAAAGAGCACACUUUGGAGACAGUGCCCUCCUCAUCGCCAACGCGAUCAUCUCCAAUGGCCAGUCCCCGUGGUGGAAGACGCUAA
This is a messenger RNA of Seminavis robusta, 2499 nucleotides long. NCBI's taxonomy places the organism in Eukaryota, Bacillariophyta, Bacillariophyceae, Naviculales, Naviculaceae. The record is from the annotation of a GenBank genome assembly.